This is a messenger RNA of Bactrocera latifrons, 2860 nucleotides long. RefSeq names its product mucin-17. The record is from RefSeq and is a predicted model, not a curated record. The coding region runs from base 72 to 2843 and encodes 923 amino acids. The transcript is spliced from 4 exons. Lineage: Eukaryota; Metazoa; Arthropoda; Insecta; Diptera; Tephritidae.
UUAAGUGGAUUUUCGUCUACGCGAAUAUACCAAUUUUGCCAAAUUUUUGCUCUCACGCGCUGAGUAACUUAAUGCAGUUGUUGUGGAGCAACAUGUAUCCCCAAUCCGAGUUGGAUAAUUACAAGUUGCAAGUGGAUUUGCUGCAGGAGAAGCUUAAACAAAGUGAGGAGAACCGUCAACAAUUGCAAAAAGAGCUUCAGCAGAUUUUGCAACGACGCAGCGAGCACGAUAAAUCGGUACGAACAAAAAUACGRCAAAAGUACCAGAGCUUUCUGGAUGAGCAGGAACGGCGCAAUGAGCGCAACAAGAUGCUGAUGCAAAUGAUCGAGCGCAUCGAUCAGCAAACRACAGCGUUGUCAGCGCGCAGCGAGCGACUAAAAAUGAUGAAGCUCCAAUACGAACGCUACUUCGCCAAACUAAUGCAAACUCAACCGGUGCGCUGUACAACAAAUGCUGUGGCAACAGCCAGAUUGGCAGCAGAAACUGCACCCAUAACUGCSAUGACAGCGUCCACACAGAUACCAGUGUUGCUACCGGCCAUGUCCGCACAGCCACCAACAACAGCGCCGCCUAUAGGAUCCCUUAGUGKUUUAAAGAGCGAGGUAACAACAACACCGGUGUCUGCAAUCCCAACAUUACAGCCGGGGGCUACUCACAUGGAAGCCACGGCGGAAGCACAGCCGKCAGCUCUAACGCCACGCAUGUGGACUUUCGCAAUGGCUACACCGACGCCAGCCGGAUUAUUGCUCAGCGGAGCGCCGACAGCRYCGAUGACUACUGGCACACUGCAAACGACAGCUACACCAAUUGAAUUCUUACAGUAUCCGUUCGGUUACGGACCGAUUAUCCAACAGCACACACUACAACAGCAAGCGUCUUACGCUACUGUAACACCAACUGAUGCUCCGAUGACAUUUGCAAAUCGGAGAGAUGUACCACGGGCCUCUAAUGUUGAUUUGACCGAGAAGAAAUAUAGUAUCCSAAAUGAGUACGAGCUAACGGAUGAUAUGGUAUCAACAGCAGAAGCGGCUACAUCAACAGAGUUUCCCUCCAUAGGAGACAAAUCAGGUGGUGAAAUGUCGAACAAGCAAACUGAAACAAUGCCGUAUUCUAUGGAUAGAAUGGUGGACACAGGUGAAAUGGAAGGAUCUACUUAUACGCCAGCUACAUCGCAGGAAAAACCCACGCAUAUAACAUCUACUCAGACGCGCGAAAAAUUGUCAAAGCCUGAAUCAGACAAUGCAACACCAAUGAAAGCUUUCCUAGACAAUCCAACUCCUGUAUUUAAAGAGCCAAAUUCCGCUAUCAACGAAGUUAACAGUAGUAUGUUGGCGGUUAAGCUGGAAAAUACUGAUAUUAUGGACAAAGCAAUUUCUURUGCUGAACCGAAGAACAACUCUCAGGACCAAAAAAUGGGCGCAAUUCCUUUCUACAACUUUAAAGACGAUAGCACUAAUUCGGAAGAUGCUUUGAAAAAGGGGAAUACCAUUAAGUUAAGUACAGCGGAAGAGCAUAGGCGAAAAAUUGCAGAAAUCGAGCAGCGAUACGGCACAAUUGAUGCUGAAGAAAAUAACGACUACGCCAAUAGGAAUAUGAAUUCAGAGAGGAAUGAAACUGGCUUUGGCUUCAAACGKUUCUCGGAAAUCGUUAAUCCGAAAAUGGAAUCAAGCGCCGAACAGCUGCAACCCACGAACGAAAAUUUAGAUAACCAAUCGUGGCAAUCGCACACGGGCUCCGUCGAGAAUGCGCCAAUGGCACACAUUUCCAGCAUGCCUUCAGCCUCAAAACCGCUUUCGAGUUCCAAAAUCGAUAAUAUUGAGAAUGCCAUUUAUGGCGAGCUUGUGAAUCCGCAGUUGCCCGAAAUGGAAGUGACGCCCACACGAACAGCAGCGCAAGGCUUCUUCACUGAAUUACUUGAACAGCAAAAAACGCCUUUGGAAAAUAACCAGCUUCAGGAACCUACAGCACAAGAACAAGAAUACCCUACAAAUCUUCCUGAAAACACCGAGUCUYUWAAUUAUAACUAUACUAUUGAGAGCAGUGAUACCGGCGAACUAAAACCAGAGAACGCUAUAAACGAGACAACARAUCCACAAAAUCAGGCCACUUAUGGCACCUACAAUACAGAGACUUAUCAGCCUACGAAUACAUUCAACGCAGAAAAUGCUUACGGUACCACGGAAGCAACGAAUAGCUAUACGGAGUAUCCAGCAGAGCAAAAAAUAGAUGCGAGCUCCACAGACACAACUGAUCAGCUAGAACAACCAGUCUAUUCACAGCAAGAUUACGAAAACUAUGAUGCCACACAGUAUGGCAACUACGACCCUAACGCUUAUCYCGGCUAUAUCUAUGACGAAGCUACGGGCCAAUAUGUCGUCGAUCCGCAAUAUACUGCYAACGAUGCCAGCAAUGCGGAAGCGCUCUAUACCGCGCAAGAUUAUACUCAACCACAAGAUCAACAACAACAAAAUGCAGUUCCAGUAGACAAUUACGCCCAUAAUGACAGUAAUAACUCUACACCAGCACCAGCUGCCACUGAGCAAACAUUAGACGCCGUACCAGCGCCUAUUGAGCCUUACCCAACGGCAGCGGUCGUAGAACCUCCUGUGGCGGCAGCAGUGCCUAGCGUUCCUAAUGUAGUUAAGCCUACCUCAAUUUUAUCGACGGCGGAGAAACAUGCCAUGCAAAACGAUGCUCAGAAAAAGAAGAAGCGCGUCAUAUUCGUGGACAGCAGCGAGACGGAUGACAGUUCCAGUGCAAAGGCGCCGGCGGGUAGUGCGACCAAUGCAGGCAAUGAAAGUGACUUUGACUUCUCAAGUGGCGCAGAGACAUCCGURGGCUAAGAAUUGCCGAAGUUGUA